Molecule: messenger RNA, 1236 nt
Organism: Elgaria multicarinata webbii
Lineage: Eukaryota; Metazoa; Chordata; Lepidosauria; Squamata; Anguidae
Gene: MAB21L2
Product: mab-21 like 2
Exons: 1
Coding region: 157-1236 (359 amino acids)
Source: RefSeq, a predicted model, not a curated record
GUGCGGGCUUCCGGCGGUGCCCUCGUCGUCCCCGGCGGCGGUGAUCGAGCGGAGCGGGCUUGGGAGGGUCCCGCGCGCGCGGAGGCGUCGGCUGCGGCGUUGGAUCCGUCAACGUACUGCGAGAGCCCGGUGUACAGCCCGGACGUGUGCCCCAACAUGAUCGCGGCGCAGGCCAAGCUGGUGUACCAGCUGAACAAGUACUACACGGAGCGGUGCCAGGCGCGCAAGGCGGCCAUCGCCAAGACCAUCCGCGAGGUGUGCAAGGUGGUGUCGGACGUGCUGAAGGAGGUGGAGGUGCAGGAGCCGCGCUUCAUCAGCUCGCUGAGCGAGAUCGACGCGCGCUACGAGGGCCUCGAGGUGAUCUCGCCCACCGAGUUCGAGGUGGUGCUCUACCUCAACCAGAUGGGCGUCUUCAACUUCGUCGACGACGGCUCGCUGCCCGGCUGCGCCGUGCUCAAGCUGAGCGACGGCCGCAAGCGCAGCAUGUCGCUCUGGGUGGAGUUCAUCACGGCCUCGGGCUACCUGUCGGCGCGCAAGAUCCGCUCGCGCUUCCAGACGCUGGUGGCGCAGGCGGUGGACAAGUGCAGCUACCGCGACGUGGUCAAGAUGAUCGCCGACACCAGCGAGGUCAAGCUGCGCAUCCGCGAGCGCUACGUGGUGCAGAUCACGCCCGCCUUCAAGUGCACGGGCAUCUGGCCGCGCAGCGCGGCGCAGUGGCCGCUGCCGCACAUCCCGUGGCCCGGGCCCAACCGCGUGGCCGAGGUCAAGGCCGAGGGCUUCAACCUGCUCUCCAAGGAGUGCUACUCGUUGACGGGCAAGCAGAGCUCGGCCGAGAGCGACGCCUGGGUGCUGCAGUUCGGCGAGGCCGAGAACCGCCUGCUGCUGGGCGGCUGCCGCAACAAGUGCCUGUCGGUGCUCAAGACGCUGCGCGACCGGCACCUCGAGCUGCCCGGGCAGCCGCUCAACAACUACCACAUGAAGACGCUGCUGCUCUACGAGUGCGAGAAGCACCCGCGGGAGACCGACUGGGACGAGGCGUGCCUGGGCGACCGCCUCAACGGCAUCCUGCUGCAGCUCAUCUCGUGCCUGCAGUGCCGCCGCUGCCCGCACUACUUCCUGCCCAACCUCGACCUCUUUCAGGGCAAGCCCCACUCGGCCCUCGAGAGCGCCGCCAAGCAGACCUGGCGCCUGGCCCGGGAGAUCCUCACCAACCCCAAAAGCCUCGACAAGCUAUAG